Pelmatolapia mariae (spotted tilapia) is the source of this 1560-nucleotide messenger RNA. Its product is annotated as kelch-like protein 10. The record is from RefSeq and is a predicted model, not a curated record. Lineage: Eukaryota; Metazoa; Chordata; Actinopteri; Cichliformes; Cichlidae. Gene Ontology annotation, molecular function: protein binding. The transcript has 4 exons. The coding region runs from base 1 to 1560 and encodes 519 amino acids.
AUGAGGGAAGAACAGCCUCCAUACAAGUCGAGCUCGGUGUAUAAUGAACUCCGUUUUGAGGGGAAAUUUUGUGAUGCAAUCAUCAAAGUGGAGGAUGUCGAAUUUCCGGUCCACAAGAUAAUCCUGUGUAACUGCACCCCGUACUUCAGAGCUCUCUUCACCUCCUGGAGCGACACAGACAAACAGGUCUUCAACAUACCUGGCUUGUCUCCUGAGAUGAUGGCACUCAUCAUUGACUUUGCAUACACUGGCAGUGUUUCCGUAACGGAGGAAAACGCAGUGGAACUUCUCAUGGCAGCUGAUCAGCUCAAUGUAAUGGACAUUGUAAAAAUCUGCAGUGACUUCCUCGGGGAACAACUCUGCGCAGAGAACUGUGUUGGCAUUUGGCAGUUCACAAAAGUACACUUAUCACCCGAACUACGUGCCAAGGCCUACCACUACAUCAUCAGUAACUUUGAGCAGGUGGUUCUUCAGGAGGAGUUCCUGCAGCUAACUGUGGAGGAACUUGGUGAUAUUCUUGAAAGAGAUGACCUCAAUGUACAGUGUGAGAACACUGCGUAUGAAUCACUUAUAAAGUGGAUUAGCCAUGUACCGGCAGAACGGGAACAACACCUCACCGCUCUGUUGUCUAAGGUCCGACUGGGACUGAUGACUUUAGACUACCUAAGGAACAAUGUGCAGCGCAGUGAGCUGGUGCGGACCAAUUCUGAGCGUCUGUCCAUGAUAAAUGAUGCCAUCUUAUUCGUACAAAAUAUGACCAACAGACCCUAUGUGUUUCGCCUCUGUCCCCGUUUUGCUCGUCCCCGCCUGCCUCAUUCCGUCCUGCUGGCCAUUGGGGGAUGGAGUGGCCGUGGUCCAACUAACGCCAUCGAGGCCUACGAUUACCAGGCUGAAUGCUGGGUCAAAGUAACAAACAACCUCGAGCGCCCUCAUGCCUAUCAUGGAGCCGCCUUCCUCAACGGGUACGUCUACUCCAUUGGUGGCUUCAACAGGGUGGAGCAUUGCAACAGCGUCCGUAGGUUUGACCUGACCACUCGCACCUGGAAUGAGGUGGCACCCAUGUACUGCCGCCGCUGCUAUGUGAGCGUGACUGUGUUGAAUGGGUUCAUCUAUGCCAUGGGAGGCUACGACGGGCAUGUACGACUCAGCAGUGCAGAGCGCUAUCAACCUGAAAUCAACCAGUGGAGUCUUAUUGCAUCCAUGCAUGAACAGAGGAGCGAUGCCAGCUGCACAACACUGCACAGCCGGGUUGGUGGCUUCGAUGGAAACAACCGUCUGCGCACCGCUGAGGCUUACAACCCGCAAACCAAUACGUGGAACCUCGUGUCCUCUAUGUUGACCCGCCGCAGCAACUUUGGCAUUGCGGUAAUCAAUGAUCGCCUCUUUGCUGUCGGGGGCUUCAACGGCGUCACCACCAUUUUCAAAGUUGAGUACUACGACACUUUAACCAACCGGUGGUUUAAAGCGCGUCACAUGGGGAUUUUCCGCAGUGCCCUGAGCUGCUGUGUGGUGUCCGGACAUCCCAACCUGUCUGAUUACACAUUCCACGUGACAUCCUGA